This is a messenger RNA of Caenorhabditis remanei, 1917 nucleotides long. RefSeq lists its product as uncharacterized. NCBI's taxonomy places the organism in Eukaryota, Metazoa, Nematoda, Chromadorea, Rhabditida, Rhabditidae. Gene Ontology annotation, molecular function: guanyl-nucleotide exchange factor activity. The record is from RefSeq and is a predicted model, not a curated record. Gene Ontology annotation, biological process: regulation of ARF protein signal transduction. Bases 1 to 1917 code for a protein of 638 amino acids. The transcript has 8 exons.
AUGCGAGAUACAAAAGAAUGGCGAGGGACAACAUCAACGAGUCGUGUAUUUGUACAGAAAGGAUAUCAGCUAUCAGAUGAGUUGGCACUUCGAAAAGUGCAAGUUCUGGAGAGGAGAUACGGUGGAACACAACUGGCUCAUAGAGCUGCGACGAUUAUUCAGAGGGCAUGGAGAGAUUAUUGCUUGAUGAAACAGUGGAUGGUGAUUAGGCAUAAACAUGAUACAAUACCAGACCAUCUCGAUGCAAGAUGCGGAGUGUCAAACAGUCAGCGGAACGAGCUAUCACUAACCAGCCGGUACGCCACAAGUCUCAGCGCUCAACUCCGAAUAGAUCGUGCCGCCCGUUCGAACACUGUUGAUCGGAGUCCACCGUCACCGGCGCCGCCAGUUCUAGCCAAUUUGCAGAAUUCAAAUAUGAUUGAUAGUCUAAUGUCACCCCGAUUGGGAAAUCGUCGAUUCGCCUCGUCGACAGCUCGUUGCGCACCCGCCGCCGCCGAGUUGGCGAGUACAGAAGUUUGGCUUCCGAGACCGUCACUGGUCAAUCACAAUCCGGCACACUCGAACUCGUUACCCAGAUUGGAUAAGCAUCGAGUUCAUGAACGCAGUGAAUCCAGCAACGGACGAAAGAAAUCAGAAGUGAAGCCACCUCGCCAAAUGACAGAUCAGGAGAGAAAACGGCAGUAUAGGAUAGCUCUCAACUUUUUCAAUAAAAAGCCAGAGCGAGGUGUCCAACUACUGACGGCGUGGGGUUUUGUGAAAAGCUCACCGGAUUCCCUUGCCAGUUUAUUAUUCGGACGACGAGGAUUGAGUAAAUCAAUGGUUGGAGAAUAUAUUGGCACACUUCAUUCACCGUAUCAUAGUCUUGUUUUGAAAUAUUUCACUGGAAUGAUUGAUAUUCGUGGACUGGAAGUAGACGUUGCUCUUCGUAAGGCAAUGCAAUUCUUUAUUCUUCCUAAGGAAGCUGAGAAAAUCGAUCGGAUUAUUCAAGCGUUCGCUCUUCAUUACUCCAAAUCAAAUCCGAAAAGAACAUCGAAUUUCCGCGGUGGAUGGGAUACGAUUCAUCUGUUAUCCUUUGCAAUUAUAAUGCUCAAUACAGAUUUACACUCGCCGAAUGUAAAACAGAGAAUGACUCAAGCGGAUUUUGUGAAGAAUUUGAGAGGUCAAGAUAAGAUAUCCGGAGAGAAAAAUGGGGAGGAUAUUGAUAGGAAAACGUUGGAAGGAAUUUAUGAUAGGAUAAAGAAGGAUGAGUUGAAAGCAGGAGAUGAUCAUGUUGCACAAGUACAGAGGGUGGAUCGAGCGAUUGUUGGGAAGGAUAAACCACGUCUUACUGAAACACCUCGCCGCCUCGUCUGCUAUUGUCGCCUCCAGCAAGUGUCUGACCCAACAAAACGACAAUCAUCAACAGCUCGGGAACGAGAUGUAUUUCUAUUCAAUGAUAUGAUUGUUGUGGCGAAAGGAGUUCGACGUGGAUCCACUUCAAUGGCUGGCUGCACGUAUACACUCAAACAAUGGACAGUCCUUCUCGGCGCUCAUGUCACGGAAUUCCAGCGAGGACAAUAUGAAUUCGGAUUGACCAUCACUUGCCCGAAUAAGGAUAAGAUUCAUUUCAACGCUCGGAAUUACGAAGAUCGGUGUCAUUUUGUGGCAGAUGUGACAGAAUCGAUACGAGAGGCGACUGAAAUGGAGCAAGUUAGACUGGAAAUGGAAAUGGAGCAUCAUACGACAAUCAGAUCGGAUAAUCAGAGAGAUAGUGGUCUUCCUGAUAUGGAUGAGUCUAUGAAACUCUCGAACGGCAGUAACAGCAGUGCCGGAUCCUCCAAUUCCUCGACAAACGGUGUGAAUGGAUCAUCGUUCCGUCGUCUCUCCUUCAAUUCAUUAGAUUCUGGAGUUGUCGAGGAGCAUCUCGAUGCUUGCUAA